Molecule: messenger RNA, 1646 nt
Organism: Haliotis rubra (blacklip abalone)
Lineage: Eukaryota; Metazoa; Mollusca; Gastropoda; Lepetellida; Haliotidae
Exons: 4
Coding region: 529-1020 (163 amino acids)
Source: RefSeq, a predicted model, not a curated record
AUAAUUUCAUUAAUUUACUGUCAAUAUUUUACAAAUAACGUUACAUUGGCAUACGGAACAAUUCAGACACAUUGCCAUAACAAUAUAUAAGAAGAAGUUACCUUGAGAGAUGUUGACCACAGGAUUUACAGACGUAAGCUAAACUCACUCACUCACUAGUCCAGACAAGUGCGUGGUGUAUAAGAGACUAAUCUAGAACUUACUGGCUUGGUGUAUCUUAGCCUUCUAGCACUAUAAAACCAGCAUUAGUUCCGAUAAAACAGCAACAUGAACAACAAAUAGCGUGAGUGGGCAUUUUACGACUGCUUCGAAUGAUCCACGCGUAAAGGGCAAAUAACUCCAACAUUCUAAGUGUCAAACAUGGCGACCCCCCAAGAAAGUUCACUGCAGUCUGCGUUGGAGGAAUUAACUAUCUAUGACGUUGAUGGGAAAGCUCAACCAGCAAAGACAAUGCUACCAAGGACUGACGAAAGGUUUUCUCUCCUUGUUUUCCUUCGAAAUUUGGCAUGAAUUGCGUGUCAGCUGCGCAUGCAGGCAAUGCUGCCUCUGUCGUCCCUCUUGGUUGACAACGGCGUGCGGCUUAUAUUCAUCACCUCAUCCGAAUCUAAACAAACACAGGAAUUUCUCAAGACCUCGACUGUACCUCUGUGUGGGGAAAUCUUUGAUGAUCCCAGCGUCUCUACCUACAAGGUCUUCAGUCUGAAACGUGGCGUGUUCAGAUCAAUAUUUCGGCCUCUUGUGCGUGGAGUGAAGAAAUACGGGUUUAAGGGCAUUGUUGAAGGGUUCCGCCUGGGAUUAGAGAAAUCUCAUUUGGCAGGAGAUUCCUGGCAGCAGGGUGGUACCGUGCUGCUUGACCGUAGUGGACAGGUGUUGUUCCAGCACACAGAGGAAGAUCCCGCUGACUGGCCAGACAUGAAAGUAGUUCUGCGUUUGGUUGGGAUGUCUGAUACCAGUGUAGACUAUGAGAAGGCUGUGUCUGAUUGGCUGAAAGCAAGAGAUGCUGAGAGAGCUGCCCGAUAGUUACCUCCCUUUGACAUCAUUCAUCUGCUCAAACAUGGCAUACUUUUUAGGCCAGUCGCCUGUUUGCAUCAAUUGGAUGCAUAAUUGUCUUGUUAAGAAUGUAUUCAAUGAAACAACUCCACACCCACCACCCAUUACCUGACCCCACCAACACCUGACCCCCUACUCCGCCCUCACCCCAGCCUCACCAUGGAUGUCAAAUGGCCCAAGCAUUACUUUGAUAUAAAAGACAUUGCUAUAUGAAUGGAGACAUAUCAUUAUUCUUACAAUGGAUAAAUGAAAAAUGUGAUCCAUUUUUACAUUUUGUAUUAUUACAAACAAAAUGUAAUUAUGUAAAUGUGAUACUUUUUUGUACAUGAAAUACUUCUGAAAGUGGUUCUUCCUGUUGCGAUUUGUUCCUAUUUAUGAAGAUGAUUCACUGAAAUCCUUUUGAAGGAAGGAAUUGUUUGAUGACGACACUUCGGAAAAGUGUGAACCAUUUUCAAAACUACAUGUAUUUUUAUAGUCUAUGCAUUAGGUACUGUUUUGAGGGCAGCAUUUCUAGUCUGUUUAUCUUUAUGUAACUGGAUUAUACACUUUGUAAGAAGAUGAUCAUGUUGCAUUUAAGGAAUAAAUAUUUUUCGUUA